Nannizzia gypsea CBS 118893 is the source of this 1452-nucleotide messenger RNA. RefSeq lists its product as hypothetical. The record is from RefSeq and is a predicted model, not a curated record. The coding region runs from base 345 to 1148 and encodes 267 amino acids. The transcript has 4 exons. NCBI's taxonomy places the organism in Eukaryota, Fungi, Ascomycota, Eurotiomycetes, Onygenales, Arthrodermataceae. Gene Ontology annotation, molecular function: protein binding.
CCGCAUCGAGACAGCACUUGCGUGUCAUCUCGUGCGCAAAGCCUAUUCAAGGAUUCGCGUCCUUUUGCUGACGUCCUCACGUUCUCCUUCACCGGGGUUCCCCAGGGACAAGGCAGAGGAAGGCUGUCCUUGGAGACCGCUUUCCAAGGCUCCCAUGCGACGUGCGGGAUACUGCUAGGCGUCAAACCUCUUUUCUUUUAUAUCACCCCAAUACGCUCGUUAUAUAUACAUAUAUAUGUCCGCGAGGUUCUUCGACCGCUCAUUUUUUAACUCUCGCUACUCGCUGGUUGUCCUUGUGACUCUAGGAUAACUCCGGUUCUUCGUUGGGAUUCCCACUGACAGCCAUGUUCAAACGAUCUUUUUCGUCGAAAGACCGCGCGGGCAAGUCUGUUAGACCUGCGAAGAAGACAUACCGCGAGAAUGUGAAAGCCAAACUGCAGGAGAGUCUGGAUAGUCCGCCAGUUGGGAGCGCCCUCACAAGCCCUAUCAUCACCUUGGUGGUAGGUAGAGAAAAUCGCCUUUUUGCUGCCCACGAAGACAUCCUCUCUAUUUCGCCUUUCUUUUUGUCUACCAUCAGGGAGCAAGCCUCCGAUGGUGAUAUGAAACAGAUCGUCCUGCCCGAUGAAGAACCCGAGAUACUGUCCUGCGUCCUCGAAUUCUUGUACAAGGGGGACUACUACCCGCGCUUGAUGCACAACAAGCGCCGCAACUCCUGGGUACUCGAGGAUGCGCAGGAUUUUUCUAAAACCGGUGGCCGCGGGUCCUGCGAAGCGACAAUGUUCCACUCUGGUGUCAAUGACUAUCUGCUCCGAGAUACAGUCAUCUACUGCGCCGCUGAGAAGUACGGUUUGGACGAGCUGAAGCGCCUUGCCCUUCGCAAGCAGGGCCUUCAAGCUGGAAUUCCAGUCGAUGUCAUCCUUCGAUCAGCACGGUACACGUACGACCAUACACCAGACUCCGAGUCGCGGCUCCGUGCUCACUUCCUGGCUCUGAUAAUCCGAAGUCGCAAGACUUUCAAGAGGAGCGGAACCAUGCAAAUGGAGAUGGAAAGCGGCGGUAAACUGUUUUUCGAUUUGUUCGUGGCAAUGUGCAACCACAUUGACGAUGUCGUGGAGCUCAGCAACAGCCGAUCUCCCAAAGUCAUCUGAAAUGAUUAAGAGGCUGCACACUAAACCUCAAACCUAUCGUAUCGACCUGCUCGGUCGGUCAAGAAUGAAGCCAAAGAAAGAAACUGAACCUACAACUCCCUAACCCAAAUUGUGCAACAUGAUAACAAAGGAGAAUGAAGUACCGUGCCGAGCAAAUUUCUACCUGGUUUCUCAUUUAUCUAGUUCUCUUCUCCCUGGAUUGACUGAUCUAUUGAAAACAGUACAAAAAAUAUAACUCAACACUACUUCGCUUCUCUCGAGAUUGGCCGCAAGCAAGUUAUUUGGCUUAGGAAGAGACAGCCGG